AUGACCCAAAGCAAGAAAUUAAGGGGAGAACUAGGAACACAUUAGAGAGAAGAGUUUGAGAAAAAAAAGAAAUGGGUUUAUUGAAGCAAGGUUUUGUGCCAUGGUUGGUAGGGGUUUUGUUUCUAAUUAGCCUGCUCUUUUGCAGGGCAGACGUCCAUCACUAUGAGUUCUUUGUGCGAGAAUCAAACUUUACGAAGCUCUGCAACACAACUACACUGCUGGUCGUAAAUGACAGCUAUCCUGGGCCUGAGAUUCGGGUUCACAGAGGUGACACUGUCUACGUUAAUGUCCACAAUCAAGGAGACUAUGGCUUUACCAUUCACUGGCACGGUGUGAAACAACCAAGAAAUCCAUGGUCAGAUGGUCCUGAAUUCGUGACGCAGUGUCCGAUUCAACCUGGAACAAACUUCACUUACGAAGUCAUAUUAUCUGAUGAAAUCGGAACUCUGUGGUGGCAUGCCCACAGUGACUGGACUCGUGGCUCCGUUCAGGGUGCCUUUGUCAUUUUACCGGCUGAGAAUGAAACUUAUCCAUUUCCCACGCCUGAUGCUGAUCAAACAAUCAUACUUCAAUCAUGGUACAAUGGAGACUACAAGCAAAUUAUCGAUGAAGCACUUGCAACCGGUACUUCUCCACGCCAACCAGAUGCUUACGCUAUCAGUGGACAUUUAGGAGACACAUAUGGAUGCCCCAACGAUACAAUAUUCCGUAUGCAAGUUGAUUACGAGAAGACAUAUCUUCUCCGCAUUAUCAAUGCUGCAAUGAAUGAAGAGAAGUUCUUUGCCAUUGUAAACCACAACCUCACAGUCGUUGCACAAGAUGCUUCCUAUGUUCAAAGGUUUACAAGUGACUAUUUAUUGAUAAGCCCUGGACAAACCAUGGAUGUUUUAGUCUAUGCAAACCAAAACAUUGGCCAGUAUUACAUGGCUACUAGGCCUUUCUCCGAUAGCGCUGCUCCACCUAUCGACAAUAUCACUACUGGUGUUUUUUAUUAUACAAACAGUGUGGGUGGAUUGAAUGCUUCCUUAAUAACGCUGCCUGCAAUAAACGAUGCAAAUGCUUCAAAUAAUUUUGUCAGCCAAAUUCGGAACGCAAACGUCACACAGAAUCCACCAUUGAAGGUGCCGACGGAUAUUGAUAGACGAGUCUACAUCGCAAUCGCCACAAACAACUUGCCUUGCAACACCUCAGAAUGUCUCAAUUCUGUAAGAUUUGCUGCAAGUUUGAACAAUGUCAGCUUUCUUUUCCCACGUAUUGACAUUCUCCAAGCAUACUACAACAGGAGCACCAAUGGUGUUUUCACCGAAGAUUUUCCCCUUGAACCACCAGUAUUCUAUGACUUCACUGGAAACUUGACUGUUUUAGGAAGGGCUGCUGAUGAAGGCACAAGGGCUGUCGUGCUAAAUUAUGGUGAAGCAGUUGAGAUUGUGCUCCAAGCAACCGAGCUUGGUGCUGGUGGAAGUCAUCCAAUUCAUUUGCACGGUUUUAGCUUUUAUCGGGUCGGAACUGGUUUUGGAAAUUUUAACAAUGUGACUGACCCAAGCUCUUACAACCUGGUUGAUCCACCACUCAUUAACACUGUCCACGUUCCUCGUCGAGGAUGGGCUGCCGUCAGAUUUUUUGCAAAUAAUCCUGGGGUGUGGUUUAUGCAUUGUCAUUUUGAAAGGCAUAGUAGUUGGGGUAUGGACACUGUUUUCAUUGUGAGGAAUGGAACCACCGCAGAAACAAGCAUCCUUCCACCGCCACCUGGCAUGCCUCGGUGUCCUGGAACCUAGAAGUAGGAUAACUUCUGGAUCUAUAUUUUUAACAACCAAAUCGAUCAAAAAAUAAUGUUAAAUAAGAUUCUCAUUUGUUGAAAUGUAACUUAAUAAUCCAUACAUUAUUUAUGCAAUCAUUGCAGAGAAGAUUUCA
Durio zibethinus is the source of this 1911-nucleotide messenger RNA. RefSeq names its product putative laccase-9. Gene Ontology annotation, molecular function: copper ion binding; hydroquinone:oxygen oxidoreductase activity. Gene Ontology annotation, cellular component: apoplast. Gene Ontology annotation, biological process: lignin catabolic process. The record is from RefSeq and is a predicted model, not a curated record. NCBI's taxonomy places the organism in Eukaryota, Viridiplantae, Streptophyta, Magnoliopsida, Malvales, Malvaceae.